Molecule: messenger RNA, 2320 nt
Organism: Cynoglossus semilaevis (tongue sole)
Lineage: Eukaryota; Metazoa; Chordata; Actinopteri; Pleuronectiformes; Cynoglossidae
Gene: six3a
Product: SIX homeobox 3a
Exons: 2
Coding region: 395-1276 (293 amino acids)
Biological process (GO): eye development; brain development; regulation of transcription by RNA polymerase II
Cellular component (GO): transcription regulator complex; nucleus
Molecular function (GO): DNA-binding transcription factor activity, RNA polymerase II-specific; RNA polymerase II cis-regulatory region sequence-specific DNA binding
Source: RefSeq, a predicted model, not a curated record
AAUUGCUCAGUCCAUUCAGCAGAUACAGCCGAGCAUUGGCCCGCGCGCCUCACGUGCACGCUGCGGUGGGAGGGUUCGCGGCGCAGAUCCGACUCCGAGAUAACCCCCCGUGCGCGCGGCACAAGUGCUGAAAGCGUCGCAGCUACGUAGCGGCUAAUGAUUGGCACGCCUGACAGUGAUUGGCAGGGCUGCCAUGACAACGGCACAACGACACCGAGAAGACCAAUAGAAAAGGGAAACAAAAUGUUUCAAUGCUACACUCAACGGCGGAUUUAGGGGGAGAUAUUAUGAGGCUGGUGUCAUUAGGCGAUAGCCAUUGAAUCAUUCAAUCUUUUUCACCUGCCGUAUUUUCCCCGCUUUUCUCCAUAAUUUUCUUUCUCUCUCAGGUCAUUCCAUGGUGUUCAGAUCUCCUUUAGAGCUUUAUCCCUCCCAUUUCUUCCUGCCCAACUUCGCUGAUCGCCCUCUGCUCCUGGCGAACAGCGCUCCCUCCGCCAGGGCUCCAGAAGACUUGUCCAUGUUUCAGCUACCGACCCUCAACUUCUCCCCGGAGCAGGUGGCGAGCGUCUGCGAGACGCUGGAGGAGACCGGGGACAUCGAACGGCUGGGCCGCUUCCUCUGGUCCCUGCCGGUGGCUCCGGGAGCCUGCGAGGCGAUCAACAAGCACGAGUCCAUACUGCGCGCCCGCGCCGUGGUGGCGUUCCACACAGGGAAUUUCAGAGACCUCUACCACAUCCUGGAGAACCACAAGUUCACCAAGGAGUCCCACGGCAAACUGCAGGCCAUGUGGCUGGAAGCGCACUACCAGGAGGCCGAGAAGCUGCGCGGCCGCCCCCUCGGACCCGUAGACAAGUACCGGGUGCGGAAGAAGUUUCCGCUGCCUCGAACCAUCUGGGACGGCGAGCAGAAGACGCACUGUUUCAAGGAGCGGACGCGGAGCCUGCUGAGGGAAUGGUACCUGCAGGACCCGUACCCGAACCCCAGCAAGAAAAGGGAACUGGCUCAGGCCACUGGACUCACUCCCACACAGGUCGGAAACUGGUUUAAAAACCGACGACAACGAGACAGAGCCGCUGCAGCAAAGAACAGGUUGCACCAAGCAAUAGGCGCAGCCGGCAUGAGGUCGCUGUCAGAGGCCGGCCUCACUCCUCACAGCUCGGCGGAGUCUCCGUCCACGGCGGCCAGUCCCACCACCAGCGUGUCCAGUAUGACAGAGAGAGUGGACACGGGCACGUCCAUCCUGUCGGUCACAUCCAGCGACUCGGAGUGUGACGUAUGAUAGGAAGAGAAGAAACAAACACUGGUUUCAGAAGAAGAAGAAGAAGAAAAAAGAGAGAAUUAUUUACAGGGAACAUGGACCCGAACGAAGGACACUAACGGGACUGAUGACAGCGGGACCGACUGACACAAAUAUUCCAAUAAAAAAGAGAUAAAAGCACGACAUUUUAAUUAUUAUUAUUAUUAUUAUUAUUAUUAUUAUUGUUAUUAUUAUUCGAAAGCGCUUUGAACGGACCCCUCCUCUCCGAGACCCACGUCAUCACCACUGCUACAGACUUUGCGUGAGUUCUUUUUUUAUUUUUUAUUUUUUAUUAUUAUUUGUGUUCCUCCAUCGACAUCAACAUCCGACAGAAGGAAUAACACGUGAUGAAGGUGACGAAGAAGAUGCAAACCUUAUUUGUUUUUUGUUUUUUUGUUUUUUUUUCUUUUCUUUUCUUUUGUGUUCAUCAGACAAUCAUUUUUCAGUGACAUAUAUAAAUAUAUAUAAAUAUAAAUAUAAAGCACCUUUUUUGAGUCCACUCCUGUCACACUGGGGCUACAUGGUCAAAGAAAAAAAAAGGAAAAGAAAGAAAAAAAAUGUCGGAAUGGUUUCUGACUGUAUCAGAUUUUUAUUUUUUAUUUUCAAAUUUUUAUAUUGAAUUAUGUAUAUCUCCAGAAAAACGCGAUCGCUCUCCACUGUGUAAUAUAGCUGUAGAAAGAUUUGCUUGUAUAUAAUUAUUGCUCUCCUCCUCCUCUCCUCCUCCUCCUUCUCUCCUUCUUUUCUCUCUCCUCACUUUUCUUGAUGUUCCUUCAUAAAAGAUUUGUCCAAACCGACACUGAAGUGAUUUACGGCCGUCUUUAGUGUCGCAGUGGCGCUGAUGUUUUUACAGAAUGAAGUUGGACCUUUCUCUAAUUUAUUAAUAUCGUCUGUCCUCCCCCCGUCCCCCUCCUCACCCCUCGGCCCCUCCACUCACUUUCUCCCAACGCUCCCCUUGUUUGAACAGCGUUGGUUGUUUUUGUUCAUGUAGCAUUUCUGAAUCAAAUACAGAAUUCAUUCUUGUUUCCA